AUGCGAAACAAACAAUCCUCAUCGCUGCAGAAGACGUACGAUGAAUGCUAUUUAAUAUGUUCGACCGCUGUAUAUUUUGAAGGGCAGGGCAACGAGGCAGAAGCUUUACGAUCAUGGCGGUCCGCUCUAGAUCAAAUAUAUUAUCACAAUGCAUAUCGAGUUCCUGCAGGCUAUGUACCCAAAUCCGAAACCGAAAAAGCUUUGAAAGAUAGUCUGAGGUCUAUGGAAAUGCAAUGCAAGGAACGUGUCGAUUUAUUAGAAGCCCUCAAGGCAUCGCGGGAAGAAAAGGAAAGUGGAGAAAAGACUCCACCAGAUGAGACGAGCAGCGGCGGCAGUGGCAGCGGGAGGUUCAAAUCAUUUUUGAAAUCUGGACGAGCUUCUUCGGAUUCUCUACCCCAUACUACAAGCAAUACCAGUAACACAAUUGGCGAGGGCACAAUUCCUGCGGUCAAUUAUGAUGGUCUACCAAAGCCUCCCCCGCCCCCGCUACCACAAAGACCAUCCAUGGCUGUAAAGAAUAGCUCAGAGAUGGCUGUUGUUGGUGGAGAGAGAAGUAUGUCUAGCUCUUCUAUUGCACCUCAAUCAGUAUCAUCGAAGCCAUCUGCUUCAACAUUUCAUCCGUCAAUACCUGCCCCACAACACAAGAUGUCAAAAGAUUCAAGAAGUCCAAGCCCCGAAAAAGGAGGAAGAACAAUGCUUCAAACGUUGAGAUCUGGCGAUUCUAAGAAAAGUAAGAGUUCUCGGUCAAGUCAAAAGAAGGGUGAUAAUUCUGUCACGAAUAAAGCUGCUACUUUGGCUUGGAAUACCAUGGGUAGAAAGGGAAAAGAUAAAGACAGGUCGAUCCGUUCUCAGGAUCCAGAAGCUAAUAACAGCACAACAAACCUACCAGGUAGUAGGCCUAGCUUUUCCGAUCCAUCCAAAGGGAAAUCAUUACCUCCGAACCCGGUUCGUUUUGAUAGCACUACAAGAACUCUAGUGCCAGAAACACGACCGCCCCGAAAGUCACCAGUCGAUCUACUAACUGGCAUGAAUGAAUUGGUCGGAGCUACGGGUCGGUCAAAUGGGUAUCCUUUUCCUCCAACUGAUCCAGGCCAACCAGGUGCUGUUUCUGGACAUUCUCUCACCGCCGCCACUAUGAAAGACUUGAUUAACCUUGAUUCUCCACUUAUACCACCACCUGCUGAGCUUGAAACUGGCCCGUCAUCACAACCUUCAUUGAUAGAAUCCAGCGCUACAACAUUCGCACAGCUUAAAAAAGGACCUCCUCCACCACCUCCUCAAUCAAGACCACCAGGUAAAUUUGAACCGUUGAAAUAUCCCACUUAUCUUCAGGAGUAUCCCGAUACAAUAGCCAAGAAGGGCAAUCCGGAUGGCAUAGUACUUCAGCGAAGGAGACCAAGUCCGAGACUAGUCUCAGACGCGGAUUCUACGGCAACAUCAAAUCGCCUACAAAGAAAACCUGUGCCUGCGAAUAUUUCGUCAACAAGGCGUGUAGAUGAUAGCAAAAGGUCACGAGGUAAAGAAGUUAGACGAGUAAAAGGGGAUGACACUUCGUCUCAAAGUGCGAAUGAUGACACCAGUAAUGAAGAACCACGAACUCGACAUAAGCGAAAGCAAAAGCAAGUGUUAGAACCAAUACUUGCCGAUCCUACAACACCAACAUCGGAUGAAUCCAAUGAUUCUGCCAUUGACACAACCAAAAGUGCAUGGAACGAAAAAGUAAAAUAUCUCAUGAAACAUCUUCCUAAAGGGGUCGAUGAAGGGGCUGCCAAACAAAUCUUUAACGAGAUUGUAGUUCAAGGUGAUGAGGUGCACUGGGAAGAUGUCGCCGGUUUAGAGGUUGCUAAGAAUGCACUCAAAGAAGCCGUCGUUUAUCCAUUUUUACGACCAGACUUAUUCAUGGGCCUUCGUGAACCAGCUCGUGGUAUGCUUUUGUUCGGCCCCCCAGGUACUGGUAAAACCAUGUUAGCAAGAGCAGUUGCCACUGAAUCGAAGUCCACAUUCUUCUCUAUCUCAGCUAGUAGUUUGACUAGGUUCUCGGGAUCCGACAUCACAGCAUUAGCUAAGGAUGCAGCCAUGGGCCCUCUUCGAUCUCUUGGAGAAAAGCUAUUGGAAAUGUCUAUGGAUGAUAUUCGUCCAAUGCAGAUGGAAGACUUUGAGGCCAGCUUGGUCAAUAUUAGACCAAGCGUAAGCAAACAAGGACUUCAAGAAUUUGAGGAUUGGGCAAAAGAGUUUGGUGAACGGGGUGGUUAA
Molecule: messenger RNA, 2253 nt
Organism: Sclerotinia sclerotiorum 1980 UF-70
Lineage: Eukaryota; Fungi; Ascomycota; Leotiomycetes; Helotiales; Sclerotiniaceae
Exons: 3
Coding region: 1-2253 (750 amino acids)
Molecular function (GO): ATP binding; ATP hydrolysis activity
Source: RefSeq, a predicted model, not a curated record